This is a messenger RNA of Macrosiphum euphorbiae (potato aphid), 303 nucleotides long. Lineage: Eukaryota; Metazoa; Arthropoda; Insecta; Hemiptera; Aphididae. The record is from the annotation of a GenBank genome assembly.
AUGGCGGCAGCACAAUACCACAAAUCAUUAACGAGUCAAUGCAGUUCAACACGUCUGAGACGUAUCGUAGUCGAUAACAAUGGCUAUUGCGAACGAUUAAAUCAAAUCGCUGGUUUGAAACAAGGUGGAUUAAUGGACGUUAUAUUAUUAUCGCAUCGUAUCACUGCACAAAUUAAACUGCUCAGUAUGUUAAACGAUGAUUUCUACGAAGUCAGUCCAGUUUUGGGAUUUGAUGAGUACUUUUUUUUUCAUCCGAGGAUAAAGAUUACUGGAUUUAAAUAUCCAUCUAUAAAAAAAAAAUAG